Messenger RNA from Elephantulus edwardii (Cape elephant shrew), 276 nucleotides. RefSeq names its product small nuclear ribonucleoprotein Sm D2-like. Lineage: Eukaryota; Metazoa; Chordata; Mammalia; Macroscelidea; Macroscelididae. The record is from RefSeq and is a predicted model, not a curated record. The transcript is spliced from 2 exons. Gene Ontology annotation, cellular component: precatalytic spliceosome; U1 snRNP; U2 snRNP. Bases 1 to 276 code for a protein of 91 amino acids. Gene Ontology annotation, biological process: RNA splicing; spliceosomal snRNP assembly.
AUGAGCCUCCUCAACAAGCCCAAGAGUGAGAUGACCCCGGAGGAGCUGCAGAAGCGAGAGGAGGAGGAGUUUAACACAGGCCCGCUCUCCAUGCUCACACAGCACUGCAACAUGGUGCUGGAGAAUGUGAAGGAGAUGUGGACCGAGGUCCCCAAGAGUGGCAAGGGCAAGAAGAAGUCCAAACCCGUCAACAAGGACUGCUACAUCUCUAAGAUGUUCCUGUGUGGGGACUCGAUCAUCGUGGUCCUCAGGAACCCCCUCAUCGCCAGCAAGUAG